AUGAACGGAUCCUCUCAGGCACGACUCUCGGCCAAGGAGAGACCAAGGCAACAAUCCGGGCCACGUUUUCCAGGGAGACUUUCCGCACAACGAAAUUCCGCCCUCAGUUCCGGUGACACUUUGGACCAUGGUGCUGGUGGCGAUGUCAGCACCUUUGAAGUUAAGUUAGGCGAUGAUAAAGAAGGAGAAAUAGGAGAAGAUAGGGAAGAAGAAGCUGAUGAAGAAGGAGGGGAAGAAGGAGAAGGAGGAGAGGAAGACAGCGACGGAGAACAAGCAACAACAGACGAUGAACACAGCGAUACUCCGACUCUGCCUACCCAACCCCACAAGAAUCAACGCCUACAAGACCGCACGUCGAGACACGCACCAGACCAUAUAGUCCCAAAAACGCUCCCCAGCUCCAAAGCCAAGUCUGUGCACCUAACAAUCUCUGAUGAUCGAAGCAAAGGUAGCGCUUUCGAGACAGAGCGGCGCGACCUCGUUGCAUUAGAGCGGCGUGAGCUUAGGAAGAAUACUGGCUUGCUUCAGGCACCAAGCGACACCAACCCAGAGCCGGCACCGCCGCACGGUAAUGCCAUAGGCGUGACCACUAAUGACACCCAUAUAAAUUUCUCUGCAGAGGGCGUAUCACGUCGCCUCAUGAUGCUAACAAGGAGCCCAGAAGAAACAACUAGUUCAUAUCCAAAAAGACGCCGUCAUAGUCCUCGAAGUAUCACCAAUGAGGGAAGCCCAAUUUCCUCCCUUCCAGGCAGCAGCGAGGCCGCAGUUCCUCGAAUGAUCGAUGCUAACAUUCUAGGGCUUCCCGAGGACGCAACAACGAGUCCCGGGGCAUUUCAAGCUUAUCUGGCUAAUUUGGUCCGGUGUAGUCAACUGACCUUCGAGCCAGCGUCCCGGAAGAAAAUCAUUCAUCACAUAGGAGACGGUGGCAAAGGCCCCUACUACUUUGAUCACCCUCAGUGGGUCUUUGGGGAUGGCGAGUCGAAAGCGUUGAAGAGCAACAUGCCCGUGCGUAGCAUUGAUGCAUACCUAGAAAGACGCCCGGAAAUUGGGUUUGUCGUGUUUCGACAUUACAACCCAUCGACUAUGAAGGCGCCUGAGGUCACAGACGAUGAAGAGGGUUCUCUAUCGCCAAUCGGGCACACGUCCGAGCAUAUCGAAACAAGAACGCCCAAUCUAGUGGCCGCUUUCAAGAAGCUCAGCAAGUUCGGUUCAAACAACUUCAAGGUUGAGCAUGGUACUGUAAUUGCGGAUUCGAUCAGCCUGAGCUCCCCAUAUCUUGCUAUUUUCCACAGCCGGGAAAUUCUAGCUGAAUUCUUGGCAACACUGCCUAGCAACGAGAGGGCCUCGCUUCAACUGCUGCUUGAGUACAUCCUGUGCGAGCUCAAUAAUGAGUACGAGUCUGUUGAUAAGCUGCUUGGGAAGGGAACCAUCACAAGUUCUUCCAUUGAGUAUCUUUUCAAGCCUGGUGAUCUACUCUUGAAGGGGAAAGGCAACGAUAUUUGCGGUUAUCUCGCCACGUCUUGGCUUGAUCACUCAACUCGUCCCUUGAAAGAAACGGCGGAGAUGAAGAGAAAGAGCUGCUGGUCCAUCGUUUGCGAGCAUUGGGACUUUGACGGAGUCUUCUCUCAUCGCAAAACGAUUUUGCAAUUUUCACUCGAUUCCGACCAAUCCUCCGAGCUCAAAAUCGAUGAGUUAGAUGUGAAGCCUUUGAGGUCCGGCGACCAGGCUACUGAAACUCUGCGCCGUAGAGGUGAGAUGUUCUGGAAGUGUCGUUUCAGACAUUUUGUCUCGUACCUCGAGGAUCCGACCCGAGACUCCUCGGGUGAAGAACGCUUCAUGAUAGAUCUUGGCAUGUACCGUGAGCUGCACAAGAGAGAGUCUCAUGAUAAGUCACUGGGGGAAAAGGAGGUCUCAGAUGACCUAGGGCCUCAACGUAUGAAGAGUGAGUCACCUCCCGACGAGGAAUUCCUCUACCUACUACCCCGGACGAUCAAGGGGUACAGCCUCAAGAGGAAAAAGUGGCUCGAUCUGGAGGUUGAUAAAAUCUCCGAGGUCGCCUGGAACAAGGAUGCCUUUGAGAAUCUCGUGCUAGAGAGAAAGACAAAACGACUUCUCCAAGCUUUGGUUAGUAACCAUCUCGAGGCUGAGAGAGGGACUGAUUUGAUCUAUGGCAAGGGGAAUGGCCUCAUCCUUCUCCUUCACGGAGGUCAAGGAACGGGUAAAACACUCACUGCAGAAAGUGUCGCCGAAAUUGCCGAGAAGCCUCUCUACCCGGUCACCUGCGGCGAUAUUGGAACAGAGUCAGAGAUGGUCGAGACGUACCUGGAAUCCGUCCUCCACUUGGGGAAGACAUGGGGCUGUGUCGUUCUAUUAGACGAAGCCGAUGUGUUCUUGGAACAGCGGAGUCUCGAGGACCUGCAGCGCAAUGCUCUAGUCUCGGUCUUCCUCCGUACCUUGGAGUACUACGAUGGCAUCCUCAUCCUUACGAGCAACCGCGUCGACACAUUCGACGAGGCGUUCAAGUCGCGUAUUCAACUGGCUCUUCACUAUCCCAACCUGGAGACACACCACCGCAUAAAGAUCUGGGAGAACUUUAUACGCCGACUACAGAGUUUGAAGGAGAACAUUGACUUUAGCGACUUGAUCAGCCAUGUCCCGCAACUUGCGAACCACGAAAUGAAUGGGAGGGAGAUACGCAACGUAAUCACAACGGCUCGAAAGUACGCCAUGUGGGAAAAGGAGCGGCUGGACUUCGAGAUCCUGGAGGAUAUAAUUCAGACCACGGGUCGUUUCAACGCUUACAUCAAGAAAUUGCAUGGCAACCACACGCAAGACGAACUAGCGGAGGAGGAUGGGUUGAGGUUGCAGAGGUUAUGA
Thyridium curvatum is the source of this 2877-nucleotide messenger RNA. RefSeq lists its product as uncharacterized. Gene Ontology annotation, molecular function: ATP hydrolysis activity; ATP binding. The transcript has 2 exons. Lineage: Eukaryota; Fungi; Ascomycota; Sordariomycetes; Thyridiales; Thyridiaceae. The record is from RefSeq and is a predicted model, not a curated record. Bases 1 to 2877 code for a protein of 958 amino acids.